UCGUGGUAGUAUUGUGUAGGUUGGCUCCAUAGUUCGCAUCAUUCUCAGCCGACCGACGCGAUCACCAUAUGCCGUCGCGACGCUGGCGAAAGCGCGCCGAAGCUGACACAACGCAGCGUUACUUCUCUCGAAUUUGCAACAAACAUUCGUGAUUUUUGUCGUGAACAUGACUUGACGAACUUUCGUGUCUAAUGCUACGCUUUUACUCCCGUCUCGUCGUUCACUUGCGACGCUAUAACACAUACGCUAACUUCUCUAUUGUAUUUAUUCAACGUACGUAAGUUUGAUUCUGUUGUCAGGUGUUUGCGCGAACAGACUUUUGAAAGUUUCGCACUUGGAAAUACGUCAACAAACUUUUUACUCCACGCUCCGACUCGUGAAAUAUUGCAUCUUCUCCUAUUGCACUUGAUGACAUCCCCCGAGGUAUUCUCCGCAUGGACAUCCGAAUAAGGGACUAGCUUACGUCCGGAGUGCUUUACCCUAGAGGACGACAUUAUUUGAGUUUCGGUAUGCAGCGGAAAAUGUCAGUGAAGUAAUUCUUCCCUUGUAUGGCAUUCUGAGGAAUCCCAUUGCUAUAUAUAUUUCCAAAACACUGAAUCAACGAAAGUUUCAUUCUUCGUGUGCACAUGGACCAAUUCUAUACCGUCUUUUUCAAAUGAUACCUGUCCCAUUAUCAUGUGCAUGUUACUGCAAAUAGAAGAAGCGGAACGAAAAAUGGCCACCGAAAUGGUUAUUAAGCUCCAACAUCCUGUGAAAAAUAUGUGGCCGUAUUUAACAGAGAGCGCGAAAUUCAGCAGUAGUUGUCUUUUAAAUCUGCUGUGAAAUCCCCAUAAACGUAAUGGAUGUAUCUUUUACGGCGAACAUAGGACAGAAGGGUGCCGCUGUGAAUUCAGCGCGUACUAGUAACUUAAGCCUUUUAAAUUUGUCAUCGCUUUUAAACACCACGUUCGUACCAAUUAUGAUGACGCCAUUUAAGGUCGAUGUACAGUCUGCGUUGCGGUCUUCCAAUUUUAACGAGUCCUCCUUGGACACUUCUUCAACGAGACCUCCUGGUUCUACCAACGACGGAAUUAGUUCCUUUUACUUUUAUAAGACUGAACAGUUUACAGUAAUGUGGAUACUCUUCACGAUGAUAGUGGUGGGAAAUUCUGCUGUGCUUGUAACAUUACUCGUCAGCAAAAGUAGAAAAUCCAGAAUGAACUUCUUUAUCCGACAAUUGGCUAUCGCGGAUUUAGCCGUUGGUCUUAUCAACGUUUCGACAGAUAUCGUCUGGCGGAUCACUAUAGCCUGGUAUGCCGGAAAUGUAUUGUGUAAACUAAUCCGCUUCCUUCAGGCAGUUGUAACUUAUUCGUCAACGUACGUUCUCGUCGCCCUAUCCAUUGACCGCUACGACGCCAUUACCCAUCCCAUGAACUUUUCUGGCAGCUGGAAGCGAGCACGAAUAUUGGUCGGUGUUGCCUGGCUACUGAGUUCAAUAUUUUCCCUUCCCACGGCUUUCCUGUUCGAAGAGAAGCCCAUUGAGGGUGUACCCCAAUGUUGGAUCGAUCUAAAACCUUGGCAGUGGCGAGUCUACAUGACACUCGUGGCACUUGUAUUAUUCGUUUGUCCUGCAGUAAUAAUAAGUGCUUGUUAUGCAGUUAUCGUGUGGACCAUCUGGUCCAAGAGCAAAAUCCUAGUUCCAAUGGGUCACGUCUCACUUCGAACAAGUAGGUAACUAAUGAAUCUAAUCAG
Molecule: messenger RNA, 1731 nt
Organism: Agrilus planipennis (emerald ash borer)
Lineage: Eukaryota; Metazoa; Arthropoda; Insecta; Coleoptera; Buprestidae
Gene: Ccapr2
Product: cardioacceleratory peptide receptor-like
Exons: 8
Coding region: 839-1714 (291 amino acids)
Biological process (GO): G protein-coupled receptor signaling pathway
Cellular component (GO): membrane
Molecular function (GO): G protein-coupled receptor activity
Source: RefSeq, a predicted model, not a curated record